AUGGAUCUUGGAAUCAUCUACCACAUCGAAAAUGCUCCUCAAUUCUGGGCAGAAUUGGAAGAAAUCCUCGACGUCGACUCCAAGGCCCACCUGAGUCGGAUAGACAACGCAUUGAGAACAUUCGUAUCAUUCUGCACUCAAUAUCACGAGCUGUACCUCCAGACCAGCCUCCAGCUGGAGCAUGCUUGCUCGUUAUUACUGGAAUCAGACAUCUUCUCAUGGCACUCGGAACGUCUUAGCGAGAUCCUUCUCUCGACAGCUGCAAAUGAUACAAACCCACACUGCGAGCUGAUCGUGCAUUCGACCUUGCUCAUAUAUGGGAGGAAGAAUCCCGCGUUUCUACGAUCGAAACAAAAGUGGAAGCCCAUCUUUCCGAUCCUCAUGGACCACGUGAUGGUCGAAAUGGACGACGACUUUGGCGGAAACGUCGACCUGGGACGCGGUCCUGCUCUCGCAAGCGGUCUCGGUGUCCCAAUCGAGGCGCGGCUACGAUCUCUUGCCAUUGGCAUCCUCUACGAGGCAUGUAGAGUUCAAAAGUUUGACGCUCAAGAUCUCCUCAUGUUUGACGACACGUUCAUCGAGCGACUGUUCGACCUGGUGGAGCUGACCAGAAAUGUCGACGACGAAUCGCUCAACUACUCGGUCAUAAAGCUUAUCGUAGCGUUGAACGAGCAGUAUAUGGUUGCUGCUAUGCCGGUUCCAGCGAUUGAUUCACAAUCUGGAAAACGAAAAAAGGAGAGAAAGCAAGGCUCUAACAAGAUCUUGGAUGUUCUAUUACGCCGCGUACACUCUAGCAAGACUUUCGGCGAAAAUCUCAUCUUUAUGCUCAACCGGGCGAACGAUACAGAGGAGGAUCUUGUGAUGCAGCUUUUAUUGUUGAAGAUUCUCUAUCUCCUUUUCACGACACCGGGAACCCAAAAUUACUUCUACACCAAUGAUUUACGGGUCCUGGUCGAUGUCUUCCUGCGGGAGUUGGUGGACUUACCAGAAGAGAGCGAGGCUCUACGUCACACCUAUCUUCGAGUACUUAACCCACUCCUCAACAAUACUCAGCUGAAGGAAAUGCCCUACAAGGGGCCGCUCAUCCGACGCACACUUCAGGGAUUGAUCUCACCCAACAAUAUUCGAGAAGUCACACCAACGACUAGAAGGCUGGUCGAGCGGUGUCUAAAUGCGGAGUGGUGUCAAGCACUUCCUGCGGAAACCGAAGCUGUCUUACCUUCGACUGCCAAAUCAAACCUUCCUGCCCAUAUCAAUGUCGUCAGCAUGUCAUUCACUAACUCUCACUCUCACUCUUCUGUCCACCUUCCCUCUACAUCUCUCUCCGAAGAGUUCGUUCUUGAACCGCCUCAACCAGCCUUUCGAUUCAAGACUCUCCAGAAGAGCUUGAGUGCUGAGGUUUUGGCUGCUUCUUCCGUAGGAGUACAGUCAUCUGAAGUGACAAAUGAUGAACCCUCACCGCUCAAAAACGAGUCACGGCCCUCUCCUUUGAGACAGCCGUCAACUGCGAAGCCGAGCCCACUAGGUGAAGCAAGAAAGCCGCUCAGUAAUGGAGUAGGGCUGAACGGCACAAAGUCACCAUCGCUGGUAUUCUCCUCUGGAGAUGAAGCAGAGCCGUCGAUGGCGGUUCACCAAACCCAACUACCUCCGGCCAAUGGUGCGAAGGCGAAUGGCUCCAGCAGCAUUCACAGUGCUAGGAGACCAUCGUUGGGCAAUGCUGAUAUUCCUCGGGCGAGGAAGCCACCGCCGCCCGUUCCGACACUGGAUCGCGCUAGCCUGGAUUCGAAACGUCCACCCCGAAUGGCAGAGCCAGCGCCACUCGUUCAUCGACGGGAACCACCAGCGAUACCGAGUAAGUCGAAGAAGCCGAAAUCCAAAGGAAACAUUUCGGACUCGCCACUAUCAAAGCUUGCAUACUCUGCAACGACUGUGGCCAGGUAG
This is a messenger RNA of Serendipita indica DSM 11827, 1941 nucleotides long. The record is from the annotation of a GenBank genome assembly. NCBI's taxonomy places the organism in Eukaryota, Fungi, Basidiomycota, Agaricomycetes, Sebacinales, Serendipitaceae.